CGCCUCUGCUGUCCCCGCCGCCGGCGACAGCUACCAAACGCUCUGGCUUUGUUUCCCGAGCCGGCGCUGAGCCCAGCUUUUCUGUCGCCCUCCUUCUUCUCUUCCGACAACGUUGCGGCUAUAGGUUUCACGCGUCUGUUCACUGUCUUUCUGCCCGAGAGAUCUUCCCUGUCAGUGUGUCGCAUCACUGCAUCGCGCAGGUCUAUAUCGCACCCCUUCGUUUCCUUUACUUCCUCGCCUUUACCUGGCCAGCCGCUCCUUACUGUAUCAGUCAAACGAAGGUUGCGAAACUUUAAUUGAAUGCAAGCGGGAGUGGUUCUACUGAGCCUCUUUGAAUCAGUGCACGCAGGGUCCGCACAGCACAGCGUUGUUCUCGACAGUCAGCGCAUUGCAGUGGCCAUUGUCUCGGAUUGACCGCUCCAUUAGCGUCCAGCGUCCCGUAUACCGUUGCGCGUUUGGCCUAGUGUGUCCUUCAUUGAUCGAUAGGUCUGGAGCCAGCUUUCUGCACGCAACUCACACAUGGCCGCAGCUGUUCUACCCAACAUCCGUCCAAACCCUGUAUCCAACCCGCUCCCCAUGUCUCCUCGCGGUGUAGACGCUGCGACGGCCUCGCCAUCUCGUUUAGGCCAUGCUCAGGCCUCCGGAUCCCGUACAUUCACUCCGGAGGUACCUGAGCCCUCCCCCAAAUCGUUCAAGCGGUUGCGCUCCUCAUUAGAGCAGAGCAUCCGCAAUGCCACAAAGUCCAAGGCCAAGUCGCCGCCGCCGGUGGACGAUGAAUUCGCGAGAAUUAUGGCCAAGGCAGACAAGGGCAAAGGGAAGGAAGCCAGCGAAAGCAGUAGCGCACCGAAGGAGAAGGAGAGGGAGAAGUCGAAGAUGCUCAGGAGACUACAGUCGCAAGUCGGAUUCCGUAAACCCGGUAAAGUUUCGACUGAUCGGUCCGAUACCCCUGCCGCAACACCUCCUAUUCCCGGCAAACCGAGGGAAGGGAAUGCGCCGAGGGUAACCGACUUGGAUGACGACCGUGAAGAUCGAGUCCCAGGCUUAACACCUUUCCAGCCACCAUCCCUCCGACAGGCAUCCAUGUCCUCCCCCGCCGUCUACUUAUCGGCACAGCCGUCGCCCCUCCCAAAGCCCUCCCGGGACCGCUCGAAACGGUCGAGCCUACAGCCCAGUACGAGCUCGAGGGACAUCAGCGGCCCUACGCCAUUAGCUCCCCGUCGGGACUCGUCUCGAGUGAACGGAAAUGCUAGUUCUAGCAGUGCCGUGAAAGACUCGUCUCGCGACCACCGGGCACCUAAGCAUCGGCCAGCUCCUUUACUUCCGUCCUCCCCUUCUACCGUCACCCUCCCUGGCCCUGAUACUCCGACAAGACGUACUCGUGAGCCCAUCAGCCCUCCUGAAACCCCAACACCCGGUUCGUCUUCACGACCACCACCUAUUCUCACGGCGCGGAAGGCUUCAGCUAGUGCAAGCCAUUUACCCCUCAACGAGCGGUCUAUCUCUCCAAUCCCCAUCAGUCCUCCUCGUUCGCCAACAUCUCGGCGCGUCGUGACUCCGACACAGCGAGGGUUAGUAUCUGCUUCGACGUCUCAUCUUCCCCUUAACCCACCCACCUCCCCAACGACUGGCAGACGACCGUCUUUCGACGCAAAUCGAAGACCCUCAUUGGACGCAAGUCGCCCCUUUCGACCGACUCAUUCCCCUUCAGCCUCCCGAUCUGAUUCUCCAUCAACUCAGUUACGACCUCGAGCGGUCUCGCCGACGUAUGCAAAUCACAACCGCGGUUACAAUGCGUCUACCACGUCACUCUCUUCUCCAUCGAAUCCAGAGCAUCGGGAGCUCAUUCGUAACGCGUCGUCGCUAUUAUGCAAAGAGAUGGCGAGACCCCCUGUCCAUCAUAGCAAAAUUGGAAUUGCGAAGGAUUGGGAAGAAGUCGAGGUGCGGUUGAGAGCUCUGGCGAGGCUGGAACGCGUAUGGGGGAAGAGUGGCGCAAACGUCAGUCAAUCUAGCCUAUUCGGUCCAAUGUCAUCGAGUGGGUUGAGCACUAGUGGCGAGGAGCGGGAACGGAGAUUGUUCAGCGAGGCAUUAAGGGAUGGAUAUGUUCUUUGCCAACUCGUGAAUAAACUCAGAUCCAAUCCCGUCAUCCGACCAGACCCUCGAGAGGACGGAUUUGUGCGGACGUCCAAUGUCACAAAGUUCCUGGCGGCCUGUGCCCAAUUCGGAGUUGCUGCAGACGAGCUCUUCCAGAGAGACGACCUGAUCAACGGAGACUCGGAAUCUCUGGCGCGCGUUGCUCGCACUGUUAUCGCGCUCCUAAGGGUCGCCGAGUUCCCUCCUGCUGACCGCGCGAAGUUCCUAUCUGGUGGCGACAGAGAAGCACUCUCUUCAAGAAAGCAAAGUUCAUCGACUUCUCAUUCGGGGCCCUAUGGUCAAGGUGCCAGUUCGCACUUGGCGGCAUCUUCCCCUAAUCUAAGUUUGGCUCAGGCUCAACGGUCAACUUCGCCUACUGGUCCCGGGUCCCCUAUGGGCAAGAAAAGAUGGAGUCCGCCGACACCAUUGCCUACUGUACGUUCCGAUAGCCCCGAGAGUGGGUCAGGUUCUGGGAGCGGUAGGACCGAGCGUGGAGGCACUGCGAUGAAUCAUGGGCGAAGUAGUCCUGGGGCAAGUAGUGAACGCGAUGAGGUCCCCCCAAUCCUCUCCCCUCCCCCUCGUUCUCCCCUACGCGCACGUUCGUAUUCGAAACCUACCGAUGCCAGGAAUGGGGCCAGUCCCGAACGGAUCUCGGUGGCAGAUUCGACUCGGGCGUCCAUUGGUGGCGAUUCGAUUCAAGCUUCUCUGGCAGAUUCGAUGGCCGCGACUCGACAGUCUCUGGCCUCGAGUGCCGUCUCAGACACUACUGCCUUCUCGAGUCUCUUGGAGGUCAACAGGAGCAAUAGUAGUGGGCAGAAUAAGUUCGGCACUAUCAGGACUGUCACCACGGAGGCAACGUCCUUUAUCCCUUCCGAUCCUCCGUCCUUCACCAGAUCGGAAGCCAGUGGCAUCGCUGCUGCAUUGGCAGAAGACAAUACGGUUCGCAAACGUACUGAGUCUAAUGGCAAGCGGGAGCGGAGACCAAGCGAGGUGGCCGUGAUUGACCUGUCCAGGGUCGUGGAAGAGGCGGAGGAGGCAAGCGCCAGCUCAGGAAGGAAGAGUGACCGGUCGAAGAGCACGUCGCGGAGAACAGACGAUGCUGUUGAGGAGCGUCUGCCAAGGACUCCUCAGAUUCGACUGGGCAAAGGGAAGUGGCCAGACGAUUUCAUGGAUGCGUUCCACUCUCCUGCGAGUCCUACGCGGUCGUCAGCGAGGUCACCGACAUCGGAGCUGGACGAUAGGUCUGGCGCUACCAGUCCGAUUUCCAUCUCACCGCCUAGGAAGCUGGCAUAUGUUGGGGCAUCGCGGCAGAAUGAGAGUGUGGACUCUUUGCCUCAAUUCGCACCCCGUCGUCCGACGCAUCGACCUCGUCAUAGUAUUGAUGCGCCGGUGCUGUUGCCGAAGGAAAACCUACUGCGCCGAGACUCAAGUCCUGACAGCGGUUUAUCUUCUGGGUCACCUCGGGUGAUGCUUCGUCGGAGCAGCACAAAGACAGGAGCGAACCGCAAUGGGAUGUAUGUACCCCGACUGGAUGAGCCUCGCUCGCCAACGGAUGCCGACCCGCGUGUGCCCUUCCCGCGCACUGUGUCUGGCGAACAUCUUGGAACUGGCCAGGGAUCCUCCGCCGACGUCUCUCGCCGGCCGACCUCUCCCGCUGAGGACAAGCCGCGUCAACCCAGAGGACGCUUCCAAAGCGAAAUCGAGGGAUCCAGCUCCCGGCGGCGACCUCGACCCAACUCUUAUGAUGACAUGGGCGCGAAGCCAGGCAGAACUCGUUUUGAGAGUAUGGUGAACUUGGGGGUCGUAUCCAGCAAUGCUAGUGCCAGUGACCUGAUGUCCCGAAACUCCAUGGACGGGAGUGCUGUCAGGGAGACGCUAAUCGUCCGAGAGGAUGGCAAAGCUUCUACUCAAUUCCAACUGGGCAACUGCAUAGGUCGAGGGCAGUUCGGCUCUGUCUACCGCGCUCUGAACCUCAACACCGGUCAAAUGGUUGCCGUCAAGCGCAUACGGCUCGAAGGUUUGAAGGAAGACGAGAUCUCGCAACUCAUGGGUGAAGUUGACCUCCUGAAGAGUCUGUCACACCCAAGCAUUGUUAAAUAUGAAGGCAUGGCUAGAGAUGCCGACACGUUAAGCAUUGUCCUUGAAUAUGCUGAGAACGGAUCUCUCGGGCAAACCAUCAAAGCAUUCGGUAAACUGAACGAACGUCUUGUCGCCACUUACGUAGUAAAGAUCCUGGAAGGCCUCGAUUACCUGCAUCAGAACGACGUAGUGCAUUGCGACCUCAAGGCUGCAAAUAUCCUCACGACAAAGAAUGGAAAUGUUAAGUUAUCAGACUUCGGUGUCUCUCUCAACCUUCGGGCAAUGGAACGCGAGAUGAAAGACGUAGCCGGCACGCCGAAUUGGAUGGCUCCUGAGGUUAUCGAACUGAAGGGUGCCUCCCCGAAGUCGGAUAUCUGGUCAUUGGCAUGCACCGUGAUCGAGCUUCUGACCGGUCGUCCACCUUACGCUGAUAUUGCCAACAGUAUGACGGUCAUGUUCCGGAUUGUCGAGGAUGACGCGCCUCCGUUACCUGAGGGAUGCUCUGAUCUCCUGAAGGACUUCUUGACGCAGUGCUUCCAUAAAGAUCCUGCCAUGCGGCCUAGUGCGGAAAUGCUCUGUGAGCAUGAAUGGCUCAAGAAGAACUGGAUAGGUGCCAAGGAACUGCGUCCUCAGGAUAGCAUACCAUUCUUGCGUCGUGUUAGUGCUGAUAUGCACAAGCAGUCAUCGGAGGCCGUCCAACGAUACCUCGCUGGUGUUGACAUACCCAAACCUUCGCCGACGUCUGGGGAGUUCUUCUCCAGCCCUGACGAUACCCUUGCAGGAUCGCCGCCUAAACGUCGUUUGUCGAAUACCCCUUCUACCCCCAUUUCUCACGACUCCGAUGGUAUGGGCCCUCGUGAACACUCCUUUGUGAAGACCACGUUCAGUAAAUCUAUGAUGUGCCGAGUGUGUCUGCAAGGGGUGAAGAAACACGCGGUAUUGUGCGAGCAGUGCAGCUUGAUUGCCCACUCAAAGUGUGCCGCCAACGCACCUCCCACUUGCGACCUUCGCUCUCAAUUGCUUCUUUUUGCCCAGUACGCGGAGAAAGGUGUACCAGGGAGCGCAUAUACCAGUGCUAUGGAGGCCAUUGCUGCCGCGCAAAUUCCAGGCAGUAGCCCUUCGUCCGAAGUAGGCGUCUUAUCUUCUCCCAGGACUAGUAUCGAUUCACCGCCGUUGCAAUCUCCUCUGGUUGUGACGCCCCACCCUCCUACCGCCUUCAAGAUGAUGGGAGGAGUUUUUAAGCGCUCUCGAUCUUCUUUAUCCGCUGAAACCGUCGACUCUCAUUCGGCUACGUCCUUGCCCAUACCCCCGUCUUCACCGCCUCCCAUGCCUCCUCCUGUGGAGAAACCUCUUCGCAAGAAGCACUCGGUGCUCAAGCGGAACAGAGAGGGGAAGGAUAGACCUCGGUCUAUCUCGAGCAACAGCACGACACCAAACACCGCGAGUAUGCGAAGUGCCCUGACUACAACUGAGAGCUUCAAGACUGCAGGAAGGAAUUCAGUCGCCUCAGGAAGUGAGACGGAGACCGGCCGUGGUUCGGAUGGCCCAUUUUCUAGCUCUGGAGGCUCGGAGUCACAAAGAGCUUCCAAGGUCAGCGCCCUGUCCGACGUAUCGGAGAUUGGAGAAGCCUCAUCGAAUCGGAUCCCCGGAGACAUCUCCACUGGCACCAAGCGACACAGGAGGCGCGACCGCGACUCGAAGUCAUCAAAUGGUGGAUGUGUUGUACAAUAAUUUCCUAUGCAGGCCGCGUCAUAUAUCUUUCCCAAUCGCGGUCCUUAGUUUGAUUCUUAACUCCCAUUGCAUAGGCCUCUACUUAUCGUCGUUUCCAGUUAAUUCCCGGACAGUGUAUUGUCUACUAUUGAUUCCUGCCUGGAUUGUCGCAUACAUAGUCGUUGCUCCUACUAUUAUUACCCAUCACUCUCGUACAUUCACUUUGCUCCCUUAGCUGAUUGAUGCGCAAUUGACUCCCGCACGUC
Gloeophyllum trabeum ATCC 11539 is the source of this 6185-nucleotide messenger RNA. RefSeq lists its product as uncharacterized. The record is from RefSeq and is a predicted model, not a curated record. Gene Ontology annotation, biological process: protein phosphorylation. The transcript is spliced from 8 exons. The coding region runs from base 520 to 5940 and encodes 1806 amino acids. Gene Ontology annotation, molecular function: protein kinase activity; ATP binding; protein binding. Lineage: Eukaryota; Fungi; Basidiomycota; Agaricomycetes; Gloeophyllales; Gloeophyllaceae.